This is a messenger RNA of Macadamia integrifolia, 4195 nucleotides long. Its product is annotated as alpha-mannosidase 2-like. Gene Ontology annotation, molecular function: alpha-mannosidase activity; carbohydrate binding. Bases 164 to 3655 code for a protein of 1163 amino acids. The record is from RefSeq and is a predicted model, not a curated record. Lineage: Eukaryota; Viridiplantae; Streptophyta; Magnoliopsida; Proteales; Proteaceae. The transcript has 4 exons. Gene Ontology annotation, cellular component: Golgi membrane. Gene Ontology annotation, biological process: N-glycan processing; mannose metabolic process; protein deglycosylation.
CGCGACUUCCCUAGUUGGACUCGGUGAAGAUGUACUUUCAGUUCAAGUGCGGUGAGAGAGAAAGAGCGAGACUAGCGAGAGUAGUUUGGCUACAGCCAAGCUAACGACGGCAGUUCCACAGUUGUUAGUUGGUGUACCCUAGUAAUUGGAAUUUGAUCUAUCCAUGGCCUUCUCCUCCGGCACCGGCAAUAGCCGACGGGGAGGAUGGGCCAACUCUCUCCUCCCAUAUUCAUCUAAUUCAACCAAAUCGAAGCUUCCCAGGAAGUCCCGGCGGCGAGUGACUGUUCGUGAUUUCAUCUUUGCUAACUUCUUCACUAUUGGCCUCUCGAUCUCUGUUCUUUUCUUCAUCGCUAUCGUCUUCCGCUAUGGUAUCCCAAAACCUCUUUCAACUCCUUUCAGACCCAGAAAUUUCCGUCAGUCCAAGUUCAGAAAACCAAUUAAUCGAAAGCCCGCCUUGUUGGAGGGCGGAAAUGAGGUCGCUUCCGCUGCUGUUGUCGAUAUCACGACUAAGGAUCUAUAUGAUAAGAUCGAGUUCCUGGAUGCGGAUGGAGGCCCCUGGAAGCAGGGUUGGAGGGUGACUUACAAGGGCGAUGAGUGGGAUUCAGAGAAGCUGAAGGUUUUUGUGGUUCCGCAUUCACAUAAUGAUCCUGGUUGGAAGCUCACUGUCGAAGAGUACUACAGCCGGCAGAGCCGGCAUAUAUUGGAUACAAUUGUAGAGACUCUGUCCAAGGAUGACCGCCGCAAGUUUAUAUGGGAGGAGAUGUCAUAUUUAGAGAGAUGGUGGAGAGAUGCCUCAGAGGCUAAAAGAAAAACUUUCCGCAAUUUAGUCAAUAAUGGGCAGUUAGAAAUUGUUGGCGGUGGUUGGGUGAUGAAUGACGAGGCUAAUUCACAUUAUUAUGCGAUAAUUGAGCAGAUGACAGAAGGCAAUAUGUGGUUAAAUGAUACCGUUGGGGUUGUCCCAAAAAAUGCUUGGGCUAUAGAUCCAUUUGGUUACUCACCUACCAUGGCAUAUCUGCUCAGGCGUAUGGGUUUUGAGAACAUGCUUAUACAGAGGACCCACUAUGAGCUGAAGAAGGAACUUGCUCGACAUAAGAAUUUGGAAUACAUAUGGAGACAGAGCUGGGAUACCGAGGAAACUACUGAUAUUUUUGUCCACAUGAUGCCUUUUUAUUCCUAUGAUAUUCCACAUACGUGUGGGCCUGAGCCUGCUGUUUGUUGUCAGUUUGACUUUGCACGAACGCGUGGCUUCUCUUACGAGCUCUGCCCAUGGGGACAACAUCCAGUUGAAACCAAUCAGGACAAUGUGCAGGAGCGAGCACAGAAACUAUUAGAUCAGUACAAGAAAAAGUCAACUUUAUUCAGAACAAACACUCUUCUCAUUCCUCUUGGGGAUGAUUUUCGUUACGUCAGCAUUGAUGAAGCAGAAGCUCAGUUUAGAAAUUACCAGUUGUUGUUUGAUUAUAUCAAUUCUAAUGCCAAUCUGAAUACUGAAGUGAAGUUUGGUACUCUGGAAGAUUAUUUCCAAACACUUCGUGAGGAGGCAGAGAGAAUUAAUUAUUCCCUUCCUGGUGAGGUUGGCUCUGGACAGGUUGCUGGCUUUCCCUCAUUAGCAGGUGAUUUUUUUACAUAUGCUGAUCGCCAACAGGAUUACUGGAGUGGCUACUAUGUUUCUAGGCCUUUCUUCAAAUCUGUUGAUCGCGUAUUAGAACAGACACUGCGAGCAUCAGAAAUGAUGAUUGCAUUAUUACAAGGAUACUGUCAGAGAUCGCAAUGCGAAAAGUUCACCACUAGUUUUUCCUACAAGUUGACAGCUGCAAGGAGGAAUCUAGCACUUUUCCAGCAUCAUGAUGGCGUCACUGGCACGGCGAAGGAUCAUGUAGUAGUCGAUUAUGGAACACGGAUGCAUUUAUCUCUACAGGACCUGCAAAUUUUCAUGUCUAAAGCUGUUGAAGUACUGCUUUAUAUCCGCCAUGAGAAAUCAGACCAGAAUCCAUCUUUGUUUGAGCCAGAGCAGGUGCGAUCAAGGUAUGAUGUCCAGCCAGUGCAUAAAAUAAUCAGCCCUCCAGAAGGCAGUGCACAGUCGGUGGUCUUCUUUAAUCCCUUGGAGCAAACAAGAGUUGAAAUCGUGAUGGUUAUUGUUAACAGGCUAGAUGUAACUGUUUUAGAUUCAAAUUGGUCAUGUGUGGAAAGCCAAGUUUCUCCAGAGUGGCAGCACAACAAAGGCAAACUUUUCACCGGGAGGCAUCGUCUUCAUUGGCAAGCUUCCGUUCCUGCCAUGGGAUUGCAAACCUACUACAUUGCUAAUGGAUAUGUUGGAUGUGAAAAGGCCAAACCGGCUAAACUUAAAAUUUUUGCGUCUUCCAAUGAUUUACCUUGUCCUACUCUGUACCCUUGCUCAAAAUUAGAUGGUGAUAUGGCAGAAAUCAAGAACAAUCAUCUGACACUUACCUUUGAUGCCAAACUAGGUUUGUUGCAUCAAAUGAACAAUAAGGAUGGCUCAAAAACAGUGGUGGGAGAAGAAAUAGGUAUGUACACUAGCCCAGGAAGUGGUGCCUACCUGUUCAAACCUGAUGGUGAGGCUCAGCCAAUUGUUCAAGCUGGUGGGCAGAUUGUAAUAUCAGAAGGACCUUUGAUGCAAGAAGUUUACUCUUAUCCAAAGACAACAUGGGAUGAAACCCCCAUCUCCUAUAGCACUCGAAUCUACAAUGGAGAGCACACUAUUCAGGAAUUUCUCAUAGAGAAGGAAUAUCAUGUUGAGCUUCUUGGUGAGGACUUCAAUGACAAGGAGUUAAUAGUUAGAUUCAAGACACAGCUUGACAACAGACGGGUUUUCUAUUCUGAUUUAAAUGGUUUUCAGAUGAGCCGGAGGGAGACAUAUGAUAAAAUCCCUCUGCAGGGAAAUUAUUACCCAAUGCCCUCCCUCGCAUUCAUGCAGAGUCUGACUGGCCAACGGUUCUCUGUCCAUUCUCGGCAAUCAUUGGGUGUAGCAAGCCUUAAAAAUGGCUGGCUUGAGAUUAUGUUGGACCGCCGUCUGGUGAGAGAUGAUGGCCGUGGUCUUGGACAAGGAGUCAUGGAUAACCGUCCAAUGAAUGUUCUGUUUCACAUUCUGAUAGAAUCCAAUGUCUCUUCAACAGCAGAUCCGGUUUCUUCACCUCUUCCCCUCAAUCCCUCACUUCUGUCUCAUUGUGUUGGGACCCACUUGAACUACCCAAUGCAUGUAUUCACCGCCAAGAAACCACAGGAAGCAUCCAUGCAGCUCCCACCUAGAUCCUUCUCCCCUUUGUCUGCUUCCUUGCCCCAUGAUUUUCAUAUUGUGAGUUUCAAGGUUCCACGGCCUUUAAAGUAUUCUCACCUGCUCCAUGGGGACUCCAGAUUUGUUUUAAUAAUACAGAGGCGACAGUGGGACUCUGCAUACUACUGUCAGAAGGGCAGGCCCCAGUGCUCAAUUAUGGCCGAUGCGCCUGUUAAUCUGUUUUAUAUGUUUAAAGAUCUUGCAGUUUUGAAUGUGAAAGCAACUUCCUUAAAUCUCUUACAUCAUGAUACAGAAUCACUUGGGUACAUUGAGCAGAUGGGAGAUGUUGCACAAGAGGGACAUGUUAUUAUGUCACCCAUGGAAAUACAGGCUUACAAAUUGGAAUUGAGGCCCCAGCAAUGAAUUUUAAAUACUGCUUGACCUGCUCUUUCUCAUUCCUCUCUGGCUUUGGAUUGCAUUUGAGCUCCGAAAUAUCUGUUGAAUGAGCUUGUUUAUUUGAUCUUCUAAGUGGCUGAUCCUAAGGUCGGUCAGAAGGGAUGAAUUCCAGCUUCAAGAGAAGCUAGCUAAAUUGCACAUUGUUGUGGAAUAUCUUAUCCAGUUGAAGCUGCAGUGGGCUGGGCAAGUAGUGGCAACUGUAGGGCCUUGUCAGGUUUGUUAAGAGGCUGGCAAUGAAGUAUGGGAUGGUUUGCUCAGUUCAGCUCCACAGGAAUGUGAUCGCUUUCGCAAUACAGAUAUGCCCCUCCCCCCUCUUUUGUUUGGGGAGCUGACGACUGCAUUGGCCUUACACUCUGUAAGAUGGUCCUAAUGUUAUAAUCUUGUUUUGUUCAGGUAGUUGACUGCUUCAUUGAAAACGUUCCUAAGUAAUACUGAAAGUGCUGUAAACAAAUAUAUUUAUUUUGGUGCACAGAAUAAUAAAUGGGACUGGGCAUGAGUUUUCCUGGA